This is a messenger RNA of Trichosurus vulpecula (common brushtail), 2813 nucleotides long. RefSeq names its product bifunctional heparan sulfate N-deacetylase/N-sulfotransferase 4. Gene Ontology annotation, molecular function: heparan sulfate N-sulfotransferase activity; deacetylase activity. Lineage: Eukaryota; Metazoa; Chordata; Mammalia; Diprotodontia; Phalangeridae. The transcript has 11 exons. The record is from RefSeq and is a predicted model, not a curated record. The coding region runs from base 66 to 1547 and encodes 493 amino acids. Gene Ontology annotation, cellular component: Golgi apparatus.
AAGAGGAAGAUGAAGGGGAUGACCUGUUGCUGGGGUCUGUGGAUGAGUUCUGGUGGUUUCCUCACAUGUGGAGUCACAUGCAGCCCCAUCUCUUCCACAAUGAGUCAUCCCUGGUGGAGCAGAUGAUUCUCAACAAGGAGUUUGCACUAGAGCAUGGAAUUCCUAUCAACAUGGGCUAUGCAGUGGCUCCACACCACUCGGGGGUCUACCCAGUCCAUAUACAACUUUAUGAAGCUUGGAAAAAAGUCUGGGGUAUCCAGGUCACAAGCACAGAAGAGUAUCCACAUCUUAAACCUGCACGAUACAGACGGGGCUUCAUCCACAAUGGCAUCAUGGUGCUCCCUCGACAGACAUGUGGAUUAUUUACCCAUACGAUUUUCUAUAAGGAAUACCCAGGAGGGCCUCAAGAAUUAGACAAAAGUAUCCAAGGAGGGGAACUUUUUCUCACUAUCCUUCUAAAUCCCAUCAGCAUCUUCAUGACCCAUUUGUCCAACUAUGGAAAUGACCGCCUGGGGUUAUAUACCUUUGUGAACUUGGCCAACUUUGUGCAGAGCUGGACUAACCUGAGACUGCAGACUCUGCCUCCAGUGCAGCUGGCUCACAAGUACUUUGAGCUCUUCCCAGAGCAAAAAGACCCUCUCUGGCAGAAUCCAUGUGAUGAUAAACGACACAGGGACAUCUGGUCCAGAGACAAAACUUGUGACCAUUUACCAAAAUUCCUUGUGAUAGGACCUCAGAAAACAGGGACAACUGCACUUUAUUUAUUUCUACUUAUGCAUCCUUCCAUCAUCAGCAAUCUCCCUAGUCCAAAAACAUUUGAAGAAGUUCAGUUCUUUAAUGGAAACAACUAUCAGAAGGGAAUUGACUGGUAUAUGGAUUUUUUCCCUGUCCCCUCCAAUAUUACCAAUGAUUUUCUAUUUGAGAAGAGCGCUAACUACUUCCAUUCAGAGGAAGCUCCCAGGAGAGCUGCAUCUCUGGUUCCCAAGGCCAAGAUCAUCACCAUUCUCAUUGACCCCUCAGACCGAGCAUACUCCUGGUACCAGCACCAGCGAUCUCAUGAGGAUCCAGCUGCCCUGAGGUUUAAUUUCUAUGAAGUUAUUACGACAGGACAUUGGGCCCCAUCUGAAUUAAAAACGCUACAGAGGAGAUGUCUGACUCCUGGAUGGUAUGCAGUCCACAUAGAGAGAUGGCUGACUUAUUUUUCUACUUCUCAGUUGCUAAUUAUUGACGGGCAGCAAUUGAGAUCUGACCCAGCUACUGUGAUGGAUGAAGUGCAGAAGUUUCUGGGAGUUACUCCUCAUUAUAAUUACUCAGAAGCUCUAACGUUUGACCCUCAAAAGGGCUUUUGGUGUCAGCUACUAGAAGGAGGAAAAACCAAAUGCCUUGGGAAAAGUAAAGGCCGAAAGUACCCACCAAUGGAUCUAGAGUCUAGAGCAUUCCUCUCCAGUUACUACCGAGAUCAUAAUGUGGAACUGUCCAAACUUCUGCACAGACUGGGACAACCUCUGCCGUCGUGGCUGAGACAGGAACUGCAGAAAGUAAGAUAGCGCUGGAAAAAAGGACCCCAGCCUCAUAUGACAAUUACCUUUAUUAUCAAGAAUAAAAACCGAUCUACGCUUUAUACUUUCUCAAUGCACUCGUGAUUGUCAGUAGAGGACUUUGUGAAUAACUUCUCUUUCUGAAAAGAAAAGAUAAAAAGAAGAGACAAGAAAAGAGAUAUGAAAAGAAAAGGAAAAGAAAAUCUACUUUAUAUGCACACACCAACAAUUACUAGCAUUGAUUAAUCUCUGUAUCAGCUUUUAGGAAACAAUGCAGAGUUAACAUGGCAUUAUUCGAUAUCCAAAUUGGAACUCAUGAUGGAUUCCAGUUUCUCUGUUAAACAGGAAAUUCCCAAAAUUGAAUGUGCAACUGAUAGCCCUCAUCAUUUCUAAAGGUUCAAUUACAAUCUGUCAGGCUAGGAGCAAGGGCCCAAAAUGUGUGUCACUGCAUUUUGAGGUUGGGAAUAACCCAAUGUCUGAAUUCAGUGGCUCACUUUUUCUUUUCCUUCAUAUUAUCUAGUCAAUUUUGGUAUAAUUUGGUAUGAGAAAGAACAUCUUCCCACACUCCAUUUGUUUUAUUUAAAUAUCCAUGAUUUAUUGUCACCAACCCCCCUAGUCGUUUGCAUUUCUUUUAGGGUGGCUUGAGACCCUCAUUGAAUUCUGCUGAUUUACUAAAGACUGUGAAGUGAGCCUAUGUGAAGUAGACCCAGCACACAAAGACCUCUUUUUCACUUUGCCUUUGGAGGAAGGAGGCUGAUCAAAAUCAGUGUGAACUUUGCUGAAAUUGCUGUAAUUUUUGCUGUUCCUGUUGCUUUUUAGCUUUUUUUUCUGCCAGUCUCAAAGAGGUCUUUCAUCAUGGUUGUCUAGAUCCCCUAGUGCCCAUGAUCAUGGUUUGAGAUAUGGUUUCACGUGGAAUAUUUUGUCAUAAUGUCACUGGUGGAUGUGGGACAAUCAUUAGAAGGGUCCCAAACCAAACCAAGCUAUUAGCUGAGUUAUUUACACAGUGACAAUAUCACACAUAUGAGCAAGGGGGAGUAGAAGGGGAAAAGGAGCAGAAGCCAAAUCUUAUUUUUUGGAAAGACUGAGAACAUUUGGAUCUGUUUAAAAGCAUCCUAAGACACACACAUCCUCUGUCCUCUAUAAAUUUGUUAGAUUUUUAAAUUUUGAAACCAUGAAUCUUUUUCUUCCCUGUGUUUUAUUUUGCUAUUGUUAUGAAUCUAUAAAUAGUAAGCUUUACCAAAUACAUCCUUCGUUGAAAAAGAUCAGGAUUAUAAA